AUGGCUAAUGAAGAUGAAAACAAAAGACCACAACCAUCCCAAAUAUUAGAAUUCAUUUGUAAACACAAUGAACUUUUAAGACAAUCAUCUGGGGAUCUCAUUCAUAGAAAUCUAAAAGAAUCAUUAUAUUUUGUUAAUCAAAAAUUCAAUUUUUUUGAAAAAAGUACAAUUCCAAUAGAAUUUAAUUUAAACAAAUUCAAUUUAAACAACCAAUCAUUAAAUUUAUUUAAUAAUAAUAAUAAUAAUGGUUUUGAUAUUACCAAAGAUUAUAAAUAUAUUAGUUGCCUUGCAAGAUCUACUAUAAAGGAAUAUUAUAUCAUUAUUGAUGGAAAGUAUUUUAGUUUGUAUUCUUUUAAAAACAGUUUACAUCCAUAUUAUUUCGAUCUAUUGUUUUCUGAAGAAAUGUUUUCAUUUUAUUUUAUGGAAUGUUCAAAAGUUUUUCCAUUAAGUUUAGAACCACAAUAUAUAUUUAUGGGUAUCAAUGUAACUAAUUAUUUAAUAGCCAACCCAACCGAAAACAAUUUAAAACAAAUAUCAAUUCAAAAUCCAAAUACCAUAACAAAGAAAAUUCAAUUAAUAUUAUUAUUUAAAUUAAUUUUAUUAUUUUUUCAAAUUUUCGAAAAAGGAGAUUCCAAAAUGUUGAAUUUAUAUUUUGAUAAUUUUAGUGGUUUACAAGUAUUUUUAACAAACAAAAAUGAAACUACCAAAGAUGAAGAAAAUCAAGAACCAUUCAAUGAUGUUAAGUUUUCAAUACUCUCUACUAUUUUUAAUCUAACUGAGAAACCACCUAACUUCAUAGAAAAUGUCUUCAAAGUCUAUAAUAUAGAAACCAAAGAUCCAGUCAUUGAUAAGAUUUAUGACUAUUUUAAUACAACCUUCGAAAAGGCAGAAACACCAGUUUAUUUUCAUUAUAAAUAUAUUUAUCAAAUUUUAGAAAAUGAAAAAGAAAGAUUAAUAAAUGAAAACAAAUACUUAAUGGAAUAUUAUGAUAAGUUAGAUACAAGCUAUAACAAUAUUUUAAAGAAAACUUCUAUUCCUGAAGCAUUUGUUAUUAUUAAACAAGUUAAACUAUUUCAUACAAAAAUCUCAAAAAAUUUACCAAUUUUUAUAGUUUAUCUUGAAGGAGAGGUUUUUGGUGCAUUUUCAGAAAAAAAAUUUGGUCUAUAUCCUAUUAUUGUUGACCAAAUAAACUCUGUUUUAGAAAAAAUUCAAUUUGAACCUUUAUUAAAACCCUCAAAAAAAAUCAACUCUGAUCUUUUAUUAUACGAUUUACCAACCAAAUUAAAAGAAAGCAUUGAUCAAUAUUCAGAUUGGGAGAAAAAAAGAUCAAUGUUUACUGAUGAGGAAAAGAAUAAUUAUUUUAUGAAACUAACCAAUAAACAUUUAAACAAUGUAAUCCAAUUAAAAUCAAUUAAAGACUAUCAAUUCAUAUAUGGUUUAGAAACUAUUAUUGUUGGUGAAGAAAUAUUUUAUAUUUUCGAUUAUUUAUUUAAAAGUCCAUUUAAUUUAGUUGGUUCAAUUUAUGAUAUUGCUUUAUACGUUUAUGGUCAAGAAGAUAGCUGUCAACAACUCUUAAAUUUAAAUUUCUUUAAACAUUUAAAUUAUUUAUUUUGUUAUUGUGUAUUGGUUGUCAAAGGUCAUUCAAAAAUUGAAUAUUCCCCAUUAAAUGGUUUAUAUUAUUUAAACAGGUUAUUAACCACCAAUAAUAAUAAUAAUGAUAAUCUCACCAACUACUCAAAAAUAACGAUUGGUUCUAUUAAAUAUAAUAUUUUAGAAAUUUUAAAUUUAAACCAUCACAAAGAUAAUGAUUUAUAUUAUGAUUAUAAAACAAUGAUUUUAUUAUUAGAAACCACCGAUACAAAUGAAAAAAUUUAUUGUAUUCGAAAACAAAAGAAGGAUGUUUUGACUGAAGAAAUGAUAGAUGAAGUUAAAUUUGAAGAAAUUGAUAAUAAUAAGUUUAAAGAAUUUAAUAAUAUAAUCAUUACUCCAUGCUAUAUUGUUCAAGAUAUUAAUACAUCUUAUUAUUUCUUUAAAUCGGAAUUAAAAAUCAAAUCAAUAAAAGAUAUAAUUGAAAAAGAUUACAAUAACAUCAGCAUAACAAGAUCAUUAUUAUAUUAUUUGGAAUAUUUUGUUUCAAACCAAUCAAACUCAAGUCAAGUGAUUUUAAUUAAAUCAAAAUCAGUUUUAGAUCAAGAAACAGAAGAUUUUUUAAUUAAUUUCGAUGUUUCAUAUUUUAUAAAAAGAGUCUAUGGUAUUUAUAUUGAAAAUAGAAAUUGGGAUAAAUAUAUUAGAACAAUUUAUUCAGGUAAAUCACUUUAUUCAAACUAUUUCAUAACCAAUAAAAAUAAAAUAUUAAAUGAUAAAACUAGUUUAGAAAUUAUUGAAAGAAAUAACGACAAAAUGAAAGAUAUUAUUGGUUAUGACAAAAUAUUUAUUAUUGAAGAAAUUGAAAAAAUUAAAGAAAAUGUUCAUUUAGUCAAAAUAAAUGAUAAGUUUUAUAUUCGAAAAAUUACAGGUUCAAUUAGAGAAACCAAAGAAAUGUAUUUAACUGAUGAAAAUUGGGAUUUUAUCCAACCUAUUUCUAAAUAUAAAAAUAAUUUUCUCUAUGUUAAAAAAAAAGAAAUUCUGUCAGAACAAUUCUCAAAUUUUGAAAUCGAUAUUUUAAAACAUCAAUUUAAUUCAGAGUUUUUAAUAUUAAACAUGAUAAAAGGGAUGGAAAGAGUUGUUCAAAUAUACGACUAUUAUUUAGAUGAUGAUUUAAUUUUCAUUUUAAUAGAUUACUGCGAAAAAACAACCAAUCUCUCAAAAUAUAAAAUAAAAGAUCCAUCACAAAUUACUUUAAUAUUAAAACAAAUGGUUAAAAUUUUAGAAAAAUUAAAAGAACAUGAUAUUUAUCAUUGCGAUAUCAAAAAUGAAAAUAUUUUAAUUCAAGAGAAUAAUGGUGAAAUACAAUGUAUUUUAGCUGAUUUUGGUACUUCAGGAAUUGGUUCAGAGUUAAAGAAAGAUGAAAAGAAAUAUUACUCGAGAAAUGGAAGCAGAAAUUACCAACCACUUGAAAUUUAUAUCAAAAAAUACAGAAGCAAAAACCCAGUUAAAUCACUUGAAAAUAAAUAUGAUAUCUUUAGUUUAGGUUGUGUUAUCAAAUCCUUAUUUAAUGAAAAUAAAUUAAAAGCAGACAAAGAUAUUAAUACAAUUAUUGAAAAAAUGACCCAAUUACAUUAUGACGAACGUAUAAAUUUAAAAGAAUUAAAAGAAUUAACUGAUCAUCUUUAA
This is a messenger RNA of Dictyostelium purpureum, 3273 nucleotides long. RefSeq lists its product as uncharacterized. Gene Ontology annotation, biological process: protein phosphorylation. The transcript has 12 exons. Lineage: Eukaryota; Evosea; Eumycetozoa; Dictyosteliales; Dictyosteliaceae. Gene Ontology annotation, molecular function: protein serine/threonine kinase activity; ATP binding. Bases 1 to 3273 code for a protein of 1090 amino acids. The record is from RefSeq and is a predicted model, not a curated record.